Erythranthe guttata (spotted monkey flower) is the source of this 1934-nucleotide messenger RNA. It is a transcript of the gene NADK1, whose product is annotated as NAD kinase 1. Lineage: Eukaryota; Viridiplantae; Streptophyta; Magnoliopsida; Lamiales; Phrymaceae. The record is from RefSeq and is a predicted model, not a curated record. Gene Ontology annotation, biological process: NAD+ metabolic process; NADP+ biosynthetic process. Gene Ontology annotation, molecular function: NAD+ kinase activity.
CUCUCUCUCUCUCUCUCUCUCUCUCUAACACACACAAACAUUGAAAACAUAUGUUUAAGAGGGAGGUGGGCCCCAUGUCUCCGAGCAACUCCACCUCUACCAAGGGUAAUGCUAGUGUCUCGCCGGCAGAGAAUGGAUUUAUCGAUUCUUUCUCUAUGUUGAAUUCGGAAAAAUCGGUGGAGGAAAUUAUUCAACAGCCUCUUCUCCAUGGAAUUGACGAUCAUCUGAUCGAGUUCUCCGAGGCUCUGAGAACUGUUGCAAAGGCACUGAGAAGGGUCACCGAAGGUAAGGCUUCUGCUCAAGCCGAAGCUGCGGAAUGGAAGCGUAAAUACGAACUCGAGAGACAACGCAAUCUGCAGUUGGAGCAAAAUGGGGGUGAUUGUACUGACGGGAGAGGCGGAAAUCCGGAGGACAGAACCGUAAUUUCAGAUGAAAAUAGUGAUCAAUGUGAGUUGUGCUGUGGUAAAGACGAUAUCUCCGCUCAAGAGGUUCUUCGAGACGGUGAACCUGAUUCGAACCCCUCUUCCGUCCCAAAUAAGAUGAUGAGAAAGGCAUCGUUUAAGCUGUCAUGGUACUGCAAGGGCGAAAAAUGCGAUCGCCACAAACACGACAUCGUGUCGUUUGAGAAGGGUAAUAUAACAACUGCCGAGCGGAGCAGUAAACAGAUUUCUUUGAAGUGGGAAUCACCCCCUCAAACCGUGCUUAUAUUGACCAAGCCGAAUUCUACUUCGGUUAGAAUUCUAUGUCUCGAAAUGAUCAGAUGGUUGAACGAGCAGAAAAAGUUAAAUAUAUACGUGGAGCCACGAGUGAAGUCCGAGCUUUUGACAGAAUCUUCGUACUAUAGCUUUGUACAAACCUGGCAAGACGACAAGGACGUGCUCCUCUUACAUACAAAGGUUGACCUCGUUGUAACUCUGGGCGGAGAUGGAACUGUUCUUUGGGCAGCGUCUAUGUUCAAAGGUCCCGUUCCGCCGAUCGUGCCAUUCUCUUUAGGCUCUCUUGGUUUCAUGACUCCGUUUCACAGCGAACAUUACCGACAGUAUCUCAGUUCGAUCCUAUGUGGUCCUAUAAGUAUCACGUUAAGGCAUCGUUUGCAGUGUCAUAUAAUCCGUGACGAGGCUAAGAGUGAGUACGAGAACGAAGGUCCAAUGCUUGUCUUGAAUGAGGUGACGAUCGACCGUGGAAUUUCGUCUUUCCUCACAAAUCUAGAAUGCUACUGCGACAACUCGUUCGUGACGUGCGUACAGGGUGAUGGUUUGAUUCUGUCGACGACAUCUGGCAGCACAGCAUAUUCCCUUGCAGCAGGAGGGUCAAUGGUUCAUCCUCAGGUACCUGGGAUUCUGUUCACACCAAUAUGCCCGCACUCGUUGUCGUUUAGGCCGCUGAUAUUGCCGGAGCACGUGACAGUGAGAGUGGUGGUGCCGCCCAGUAGCCGCUGCCAGGCGUGGGUGUCCUUUGAUGGAAAGGGCCGGAAACAGCUAGGCCCCGGCGAUGCGCUCGUAUGCAGCAUGGCACCUUGGCCAGUCCCCACUGCUUGCCAAUCAGAUUCCACUACCGAUUUCUUACGGAGCAUCCACGAUGGUCUUCACUGGAAUCUUAGGAAGACUCAGUCCUUCGAUGGGCCCCGUGAUCCUUAAAUAUCCUUAUUUAAUUUGUAGUGUCUUAUAUACACAUAUUACAAAUAUGUUUCGAUAUAUAUAGAGGUUAUUUAUAUAAUUAAUUGAGUGAACAUAUGAUCAAUUAAUCUUGGUGAUCUGGGUAAUUAAUUAGAUGAAGCAAAAUAUAUUAAUAAUUAUGUUUUUUUUAGGGACGAAUAUUAUGAUAUUAGAAGUUUAAAUUGUUUUAUAGGAUGAUAUAUGUAGUAGGUGGAACUGAUAUAUGUUAAAUCGAGUGAGAUGAAGAUUUUAGGGGCCAUUGUGCAACUUUUUGUAGUU